AUGUCUGUAACUCAAGUGGAGGAUGGCUCCCCAUCUUGUAGGAACUGGUCAUCUAACACAGAGCUGAAUGGAACUCAAGAGCCACUGGGGAAUCCCUCUGCAGACUACGAUGAGGAGGAAUUUCUGCGAUAUCUUUGGAGGGAAUAUUUGCAUCCCAAAGAAUAUGAAUGGGUCCUGAUUGCUGGAUAUAUUAUUGUGUUCCUUGUGGCUCUCAUAGGGAACAUUCUGGUUUGUGUUGCAGUCUGGAAAAAUCAUCACAUGAGAACAGUUACCAAUUACUUCAUUGUAAACCUCUCAUUGGCCGAUGUUCUGGUCACCAUCACAUGUCUUCCAGCAACUUUAGUGGUGGAUAUCACAGAGACCUGGUUCCUUGGCGGUAGCCUCUGCAAGGUGAUCCCUUAUUUGCAGACGGUGUCGGUCUCUGUUUCUGUGCUAACCCUCAGCUGCAUCGCGCUGGAUCGAUGGUAUGCAAUUUGUCACCCUUUGAUGUUUAAGAGUACAGCCAAGCGGGCAAGGAACAGCAUCAUCAUUAUCUGGAUUGUGUCCUGCAUUAUAAUGAUUCCCCAGGCGAUUGUCAUGGAAUGCAGCAGCGUGUUCCCUGCAUUAGCCAACAAAACCAUCUUAUUCACUGUUUGUGAUGAGCAUUGGGGAGCUGAGGUCUACCCUAAAAUGUAUCACACAUGUUUUUUCCUGAUAACAUAUAUGGCCCCACUGUGUCUCAUGGUGUUGGCCUAUUUACAGAUAUUUCAAAAGCUUUGGUGCCGACAGAUUCCAGGAACUUCAUCUGUGGUUCAGAGAAAGUGGAAGCCUCUUCAAUCUACAGCACAGAGCCGACGGCUGAGGCCAGCAGCAAAUUUGAGGAUUAGUGCUGUGGCAGCUGAAAUCAAACAGAUUCGAACCAGGAGGAAGACAGCACGUAUGCUCAUGGUGGUUCUCCUGGUUUUUGCCCUCUGUUAUCUCCCAAUUAGCAUUCUCAACAUAUUAAAAAGGGUAUUUGGGAUGUUCGACAAUGCUGAUGACAGAGAAACUGUGUAUGCCUGGUUUACAUUCUCCCAUUGGCUUGUAUAUGCCAAUAGCGCAGCAAACCCAAUUAUUUAUAACUUUCUCAGUGGAAAAUUCAGAGAAGAAUUUAAAGCAGCUUUUUCUUGCUGCUGCUUUGGCAAUAGCCACCACAUGGACAGACGACUAAGAGGACGGACAAGCACAGAAAGUCGGAAAUCUUUGACCACUCAGCUCAGUAAUUCUGAUCAUGUGACAAAGCUGUCAGAGCAUGUUGCAUUGACCAGCAUAAGUACUCUUCUAACAAAUGGCACUGGCUCCAUUCACAGCUAG
Messenger RNA from Elgaria multicarinata webbii, 1332 nucleotides. It is a transcript of the gene HCRTR2, whose product is annotated as hypocretin receptor 2. Bases 1 to 1332 code for a protein of 443 amino acids. The transcript is spliced from 7 exons. NCBI's taxonomy places the organism in Eukaryota, Metazoa, Chordata, Lepidosauria, Squamata, Anguidae. Gene Ontology annotation, molecular function: orexin receptor activity. Gene Ontology annotation, biological process: feeding behavior; circadian sleep/wake cycle process; G protein-coupled receptor signaling pathway. Gene Ontology annotation, cellular component: membrane. The record is from RefSeq and is a predicted model, not a curated record.